AUGCUUGAUAGUCAAAGUAAACUGAUUCCCUUGAACCCUUUUCUCGAUAGUCAGGGGAUUCUCCGUGUAGGUGGUCGACUCUCUCACUCUUCAUUGCCAGAAGAACAAAGGCAUCCCGCCCUGUUACCCCCUAGUCAUCAUAUCACACGUCUUCUUAUUCGUGAAGAACAUUUGAGACUCAAACACGCUGGUACUCAAGCCACUUUAUAUUCGAUUCGCGAAAAUUAUUGGCGUAUCAAUGGUCGCAAUGUGAUACGACAAGUGAUUCGCCAAUGCAUUCCAUGCUUUCGUGCGAAACCCAGAGGCGCUGACUAUCUCAUGGGCAACCUACCUUUAGAACGCGUUUCAUUUUCUGGUUCGUUUCUUAAUAUCGGCGUCGACUACUGUGGUGCUUUCUACAUCAAGGAAAAGCGCUUUCGAAAUCGAAACAAAAUAAAGGUUUAUGUGGCGAUUUAUAUUUGCAUGUCAACAAAAGCUGUCCAUCUCGAAUUGGUCAGCGACUUAACAACAGACGCUUUCAUUGCCAGUUUGAAGCCACUCUUCUCUAGGAGAGGAAAAUCGCGGACAACACAUUCCGACUACGCGACAAAUUUUGUUGGUGCAAAUCGUGAGCUUGAUGGGCUCUAUAAUCUGCUUAUUUCGGUCGAGCACAACAAGAAGGUGCAACAAUAUCUAGCGGAAGAAAAAAUUACAUGGCACUUUAUCCCUCCCAGAUCGCCACAUUUCGGUGGCAUUUGGGAAGCCGCUGUAAAAUCCUUCAAGCACCACCUCUUGAGAUUGGUUGAUGACACAUUGCUAACAUUCAAGCAGUUGGAAACCUUCAUAAUUGAAACUGAAGUAUAUUAA
Molecule: messenger RNA, 846 nt
Organism: Belonocnema kinseyi
Lineage: Eukaryota; Metazoa; Arthropoda; Insecta; Hymenoptera; Cynipidae
Exons: 1
Coding region: 1-846 (281 amino acids)
Biological process (GO): DNA integration
Molecular function (GO): nucleic acid binding
Source: RefSeq, a predicted model, not a curated record